Messenger RNA from Plasmodium berghei ANKA, 3579 nucleotides. Its product is annotated as golgi protein 2. The transcript has a single exon. The record is from RefSeq and is a predicted model, not a curated record. Lineage: Eukaryota; Apicomplexa; Aconoidasida; Haemosporida; Plasmodiidae. Bases 1 to 3579 code for a protein of 1192 amino acids.
AUGACUUUAUUGAUUAGAUGUGUGCUUUUAUAUUUACUUGUUUUAGUAUGUAUAAAUUGCUCAAAUGAAAAUAAUCAAUCAAAUAACAAUGACGCUAAAAACACUGAUAUAGGAGGAAACCAAAAUGGGAUAGAUUUAAGUCAGAUUCAAAGCAUUUUGGAUUCUAUAAAAGCUAAAAGUAAGGAUAGUUCGAAUCAAAAUAAUGGAAACCAGCCAAGUAAUAAUAAUAAUAUAAUGAACUUAAUAAAUAAGCUUAGCAAUUCUAAUAGCGAUAAUAAUGCAAACGCAGGAAACGGACUUGAAAGUUUAACAAAAUUGCUUGGAAAUUUAGGGAAAAAGGAUGGAGAUCAAAACGGAGGAAGCGGACUUGAAAGUUUAACAAAGUUGUUUGGAAAUUUGGGUAAAAAGGAUGGAGAUCAAAACGGAGGAAGCGGGCUUGAAAGUUUAACAAAAUUGCUUGGAAAUUUAGGGAAAAAGGAUGGAGAUCAAAACGGAGGAAGCGGACUUGAAAGUUUAACAAAGUUGUUUGGAAAUUUGGGUAAAAAGGAUGGAGAUCAAAACGGAGGAAGCGGGCUUGAAAGUUUAACAAAAUUGCUUGGAAAUUUAGGGAAAAAGGAUGGAGAUCAAAACGGAGGAAGCGGACUUGAAAGUUUAACAAAGUUGUUUGGAAAUUUGGGUAAAAAGGAUGGAGAUCAAAACGGAGGAAGUGGACUUGAAAGUUUAACAAAAUUGCUUGGAAAUUUAGGGAAAAAGGAUGGAGAUCAAAACGGAGGAAGCGGGCUUGAAAGUUUAACAAAAUUGCUUGGAAAUUUAGGGAAAAAGGAUGGAGAUCAAAACGGAGGAAGCGGACUUGAAAGUUUAACAAAGUUGUUUGGAAAUUUGGGUAAAAAGGAUGGAGAUCAAAACGAGAAAAAUCCGCUCGAAAGUUUAACAAAGUUGUUUGGAAAUGCAAGUAAAAAUGAAGGAAAUGAAAAAGUAGGAAACCUACUUGAUGGUUUAUCAAGCUUGAUUGGAAAUUUAAGUAAAAAACGUGGGGAUGAAAAUAACAAAAAUCCGCUUCAUGAUAUUCAUUCAUUAUUUGGAAAUUGGUUAAAUGAUGAUAAUUCUAAAGACACACCAUUUUUAUUAGAUAAUAGUGUUGACCAUUUUUCCGAAAAAUCAAAACAGGCAAUUUUGUCACAGUAUAAUAAUGAUGAAAGAGAAUUAUUAAACCAAUUAGAAUCUUUAAUAAAUAAAAAUAAAGUUCUUACUAAUAUUAAAGAAAUCAAUGAAAAAAAUGCAAAACUGAAAGCUCAUAUUUCUACAUUAAAAGAGAAAUAUAAUUCAUAUUCAUACGAAGGGCAAUUAUUAAAUGAUAUGAUAAAUGAAGAUGAUAUAAAAAGUAAAUAUAAUAUAGAUGAUAAAUUUGAGAAUAAGAUAUAUGAAAUAGCAAAAAAAGGUAUAGUAUAUGAAGAAAUAAGUGACUUAGAAAAAGAUAAAAAAAGUAAAAUGUUUGAAGACAUCAAUGAAUUAGAUAAUAAGGAUGCAAAGGAUAGUGGUACAAUUAAUACUCAUACAAUAAAACAUGAUCAAAUUGAAAACGAUUCAUUAUUAAGAGGUAUAAUAAAUGGGGGUAAAGACAAUUUACAUGAAUGUAAUUGUUUUUCUAACAAAGUAAAAAAAUGUAUAUUUUCGUAUAUUAAUUAUAGCAAUUUAGAAUAUAUGCUAGGAAGUUUAAAUAUUGAUGUAAAUUCUAUGGUAACAAAAUAUAUAAGUGAUAACACAAAAAAUCACGAUUUUAAAAAAUCCAAAUCGUUUCUUGUUCCUUUACCACCACUAAAUGCUAAAUCCAAUAUAAAGAAUGUAAAUGAAUAUAUACUAAGAGUUCCGCGCGUUUUAUUUUUGGCAACAAAGAAAUCAUUUUCUUCAUCAACAGAUCGAUAUUUUUUUAAUUUGUAUGAUAUAAUGGAGAGUCAAUUAAAAUGGAAUGUGUAUAUAUGGGGAUAUGGAUUUAAAUAUUAUCCUUUAUUUUUUACAAAAAAUUUACAUACAUUAUUACAUAAAUAUGAUCAUCAAAUAGGUCGUGAACCAUUUGAUUUAAUAUUUGUGCAUAGUAGCUUUAUAUCUAAUUAUUAUAAUCAUUAUUUUUUUUUGAAAAAUAUGCCUAAAAUGACAACCUUGAUAUUUAUAAAUGAUGGAUGGGACAGCAAUGUAAAAAAAUCGUAUAUGAAUUUAAUUCCGCACAUUUUUUUUCAAAACCAAGUAAAUAUAUUUGAAUAUAAUCCAUUGAGUAGUAUAGAUAUAGAAACAGAGAAAAAUAAGUUAAAUAACAAUAUAUGGAAUAAAGUAUCUAACAAUAGUACAAGCAACGUUAUCACAAAUAAACACAAAAAGAAAAAGGAUAUAAAGAAGAGUAGUAAUAAUUUUUCUGAUGACAAUAUUGAUUCAGAUAAUAAUGAAUUAUGGAAUGCAGAUGAUGAUAAUAUAAAUGAACAUACCUUAUGGGCAUUUUUACCCCAUGGUAUAAAUCCAUGUUGUUCUAAGCACGUGGAUAUGUGUUUUGAGAUAAAAGGGUACAAAAAUGGAUAUAACAAGAAUUCUCGAUAUUAUUAUAAUAUUGCACAAAAAAUAGAAAAUAAAUAUAGAAGAAGCAUAAAAUUAAGUUAUUCAUUACUUGAUUUAUUUGUACCUGAAUGUACUUUUAAAGAACCACCCAUUGGUAUGUUUGACAUAAGUAAUAGAGAUAUAGAUAUUUUAUAUUUAUAUAAUGCAACAUCGAGUAACUAUAAUGAUUUUCUUAUACAAAAAAUUAUGGAUCAUAUAUAUAAUAAGAAUAUAAAUAAUUUAAAAGAUCGAAUACAUAAAUAUGAAGUGGAUUCUUAUUAUUGGAAAGUUUGGGGAUUGCAAACAACUCAUAAACUUAUAAAAAAUAAAAUGAAAGAAUAUUCAAACAUAUUACAAAGAAGUAAAAUUUGUGUAAUUAGCUCAAAAUUUGCAGGUAUGUUAAAUAAAAUGGUUAUAGAUGCCAUGUUUAGUGGUUGUAUUGUUAUAACUGAUAAAAGUCAUAAUAAGGAUAUUAACAAAUAUAUAGUAUUGACACAAAUACCAUAUGAAUAUUAUGAAAUUCCUGAUUUAAUAUAUAAUAAUGAAAAUAUAAAUUCCUUAUCAAUAGAUUUAAUUAAGAAAAUUACUACAACGCUUAAUGAAGUAUAUAGUGGCGCACGAGACCAGAUGAGAAUAGAUGCAUUUAAAGCAGUUUUAAAUACAUAUACUUAUCCCGGUGUAAUUUUAAAUUGGAUUUUACCUACAUUAUAUUUCCACCAUAAUAAAGAAAAAUACAAAAUUAACAAUAAUUAUUUUGUUUUACCACAAUAUUUUAAAAGUAUUAUAUCAAAGAGCUUAAAAACAAGUAGUGCUAAAAGAGAAAAAAUUAUAGCGAAUAUUGAUUUGUCUUUACAAGAAGAUUUAAUAAUGAAUAAUAAUGAAGUCUUAAUCUGGUUUAUAAUAUGGGUUAUUAUUUUUUCUGUUAUAUUUUGUUAUAUAUUAAAAAAUAACAGUAUAGUUAGUUAUUUUUUUAAAAAGAGAAAAUUACACCUAUGA